UUGGAGACUUCGUCAAGUAGCGUACACAGCCUGCUGGAUACCCGCAACGGAAAGGACUUCCUUAAAUGCACUGAAGAACGGCUGAAGAGGAGGUUAUUUGGCGUAACCGGUAACUGUGCCGCGUGCAGCAAACUAAUUCCUGCCUUCGAAAUGGUAAUGCGAGCAAAGGAUAAUGUGUACCACCUGGACUGUUUUGCCUGUCAGCUUUGUAAUCAAAGGUUUUGUGUGGGAGACAAAUUUUUCCUAAAGAACAACAUGAUUCUCUGCCAGACAGACUACGAGGAAGGUUUGUUAAAGGAAGGCUACGCGCCCCAGGUCCGCUGAACUACCACCGGUCGCCAUUACAAGAAAAUCAAAAGCACUACGUUCUUUUAUCUUUUUUGCUCAACGUGUAAAUAAGAAUUGACACAAGAAUCUACUGAAUAGUUGAAUUCUAGGGAGGCUUGAAGUCUCUGGGGAUAAAGAAGGACUUGUUAUGUGGUUCUUGCGUUGCUCCAGCACGGCCCUGUACAACGCGCUGAACGUUAUGUUUCGUUUGCCUGCUCAUAUUGUGUCAUUGGCAUGGGAUGUACAUAAUGUAUUGUAAAAGCACAAACGUAAUACAGUUUUAUUGUGUUACUCUUUGUGUGCUGACCCGCUUCUUUGUAUUGUUGCAAUUAGUACAAUCGGUGUGUAAACAUGUAUAUUUAUGCUUUUAUGUCAUUUUCAGCUAUUUUAAAUAAGCUGUAACUUUUUAUUAAAAAAAAAGAAGAAGAAUUAAAGAGCAAAGAUUAUACAAAC
Bombina bombina (fire-bellied toad) is the source of this 780-nucleotide messenger RNA. Its product is annotated as LIM domain only protein 3. Gene Ontology annotation, molecular function: DNA-binding transcription factor binding; transcription coactivator activity. NCBI's taxonomy places the organism in Eukaryota, Metazoa, Chordata, Amphibia, Anura, Bombinatoridae. Gene Ontology annotation, biological process: positive regulation of transcription by RNA polymerase II. The annotation marks the transcript as partial. The record is from RefSeq and is a predicted model, not a curated record. Gene Ontology annotation, cellular component: nucleus. The transcript is spliced from 3 exons.